Peronospora matthiolae is the source of this 969-nucleotide messenger RNA. Lineage: Eukaryota; Oomycota; Peronosporomycetes; Peronosporales; Peronosporaceae. The record is from the annotation of a GenBank genome assembly.
AUGGUGCUCACUGACAAGCAGCGGCAGGAUCUUCAUCAAGCCAUGCUGGACUAUCUCGUCGGCAUGGGUGAACGGUUCGCUGCCACAGCCGCUGCCUUUGAGAACGAAGCAGACGUGACCAAGUCCAGUGAUGGCAAACACGCCGGUCUGCUGGAGAAAAAGUGGACGUCCGUCAUUCGCUUGCAGCGCAAAGUCAUGGAACUCGAGACAAAAGUGGCGCAGCUGGAAGAGACGGCGAAACUGGGCGGCGUCUUGAGUCGCAGGGACGUGCUCGGGGCCCGUCAGCGAGCAGAGUUUCUACCACGAGUGCCUGCCAAGCUCACGCUGACGGGGCACCGCUCGCCCAUCACCUGCGUGGCUUUCCACCCCGUGUUCAGUGUGUUGGCUUCAGCCAGUGAAGACGCGACGAUCAAAGUCUGGGAUUUUGAGACGGGCGACUACGAACGCACGCUGAAAGGCCAUACAAAUCCCGUGCAGUCGGUGGCAUUUAAUGGUUCUGGCUCACUAUUGGCAUCGACAUCAACGGAUUUGUCCAUUAAGAUCUGGGACUUUUCCAGUGAUGGAGAAUAUGAAUGUCUAAGGACAUUACGUGGACAUGACCAUAACGUUUGCGGAAUCGUAUUUGGACCAGACCUUGCAAGCGAUCGUCUGUACUCGUGCUCGCGUGAUAAUACAAUCAAAGUGUGGGAAUUAUCAACAGGCUACUGUGUCAAUACACUUAAUACUGGACACAGUGAUUGGGUACGCGACAUUGCGGUGAGCGAUGAUGGACAGUAUUUGGCGUCGUGUGGCAAUGACCGCUCGAUUCUUUUCUGGGAUCUGCAGCACAUGCGCGUGUUGCAGUCUAUCCGAGAACACGAGCAUGUUGUGGAGAGUGUUGUCUUUGCCAAGACAGGGAUUCAACAACAGGUGAUCGGACGGGCACAUGCCAAAAAAGCUUGCAGCUUCAGGAGCCUUCACGCCGGCUAG